AUGGUGAUGCACGUCUACUCUCCACCAUGCUCUACUAUCACUCCACGCGUCAUUGUCUGUAUCUCAUGCCACACACGCAAGCGCAAAGCUUCAGAUGACCAGCCCUGCGGCAGAUACGUCCAGGCUGGACUUGACUGCCAAUACUGCUCCUUAUCACCGAAGGGACGUGCCCGACCAGAUAUUGACCUAGCCCAUGCGCCGCGACUGCAGCUAUUUGCAUGGAAUGUCGGUCAACGGCCUGGCUUCGUGUCUGAGUCGGCCGCGGCAUCAGCAUCGGCGCUUAUUACACAGAUCGUCUCGCUAGAAGAAACGAGGCGACUUGCCUCCAUAUUCUUUGAAAAAGUCGAUCCAUGCUACAAAUUCUUCCGCCGGGAUUCAAUACUAGCUCCUAUCUACCAGAACUGGUCCAAAGAAGCCAUUAACCCUGCAGAACAGCUUCAUGACGCGGGUGGAUCUCGAGCAAUUCCCCACAGUGCCUUAAUCAACGUACCGACUGCAGGGAUUGAAUCAUUUCCCGAGCCAGACUUUUUGAACCUUCUCCCUCUUUCUGAAAGUCUUGACCCAACAGGGCCAUCACAACAAGAUCUCCCUCAAUUAGAACAAACACUAACAUCCGCCUUGGACCUAAUAUUCCACGAGUCAUCCCUGAUUCUAGUUCAGUGCAACUUGAUGCUAUGCAUCUUCCGCCGCGUCCGCACCCUCAAUGCACAUGCACUACUAUCCAGCCGACUUCCACACCGUGUAUUGUCCCUGGCAGAUUGUGGUCUUUGCGCCGCUCGCGUCAUGGUCGCAUCCGCCUGUCCCUUGCAGCAGACUGCCAAUGCCCCUUCCAGGUGGUCUAUACUUAUUGUCAAUUGA
Molecule: messenger RNA, 858 nt
Organism: Penicillium taxi
Lineage: Eukaryota; Fungi; Ascomycota; Eurotiomycetes; Eurotiales; Aspergillaceae
Product: putative C6 transcription factor
Exons: 3
Coding region: 1-858 (285 amino acids)
Biological process (GO): response to xenobiotic stimulus
Molecular function (GO): DNA-binding transcription factor activity
Source: RefSeq, a predicted model, not a curated record